UGUGUUUGCAGCCCAAGCUUGCUCAAAACCCUAGAGGAAAUCAAAUUCCUCUUCCUGCCUCCAUCAAUGAGAACCAAGCACAGCUGCUGCUCGAUUAAACAACGUGUGAAUACCAGCGAACGUGCUAGCUCCUCCAAUGCCAUUGUUGCUCUAUUUCGUGCUGAAUUUUUUUGUACGAAACUCAGCCUUCAAUUCUUUUCGCCGUUGACUUGAACCGGGCUCUUGAUACCACCUGAUAAAGCACCAGGGGUGCUUUUGAUCAUAAUACGCAGCUCACACAAACAAUCGAAUGAUAUUUGACGGAAAGGUAGAAUUCUCGCAAGAAUCGAGGUGAUUAAUCGAUUGAUAAGAGAACUUGCUAAACGAUUCUGGAAUCCACUCAGAAUAGCCUCACAAGGGUCUCGUAAUUAGCUAAGGAAUCCACUCGAAGCUAAAGACAAUGGAUAAACUCUUGAGACGCAACUCAAGAACUCAAACACACGGUUUGUAUUCAACUCAAUCAACUCUAAGUAUUACAACAAAAACUAGAGGGCUUUUAUAGCCAAAUAAACCUAAUACAAUUCUAAACUAACAAGGAAACAAUUAAUGUAAAAAUCUACUCUAAAAAGGACUAAAAAUCCUGCCAGAAUUCCCCUUUCUUCAAGCACAAGCAACCUGCCUUUUAGCACAAGCAAACUGCCAGAAAACACAGUUUUUGUACUAACUUCAUGCCGAGGCCUUCCAGAACUUCAAUCCUUCAUCCAAUUCCUUCCCUCUGUAUAUAAACAUACCUAGUUUCAUUUUGUGGGAGCAUUUGGACUUGAAUCGGAUCCAUACUCCUCGAAUUAAGCUCCAAAGUAGGCUUCACAAAACAGUUUCCAUACUAAGUCAUUUUCUGGCAGUUUUCCAGUUUUGAGGUAGCAACGUUGAGGCCUUGGGAAACAACCUUAAUGACUUCUUCUCGAUCCACAAAGCAUACCAUUGGAAAUAUGGUAACUUUAUCUUUAAAACAAGCUCUUGAUCUCCAAUUUCCAUUGAGUCAUUUGUGAGAUACAUGCUUCCAAUUGGUUGUUGUGGUGUGAAUUUAAAUGGAUGUUUUGUGAAUUUAAAUUGACGUAGUGAUGAAAAACGGUCAUAUUUUAAUGGCCAUAUUUCUUCUUAUAUAUUACUACACUCUUCAUAGUUUCUCUUCACUCAUUCUCGGAGCUUAAAUCGCAUUCUCUCAAAAUUCAAUUGUUAUCCUCUCAAAAUAGAAAAAUGGCAGGCAAGAGAGGACCUAAUUGGCGUCCGAAUGAAGAUGAAAUAUUAUGCAGAGCUUGGGUGUCGAUAUCAGAAGAUGGAGCGGUUGGCACCAACCAAAAGUCUACAAGUUUGUGGGAAAGAGUGGCGGCAGAACAUCAAAAUUGGUAUCCUACUACAACUCGUACUGCUGUUGCAAUGGAAUCCCGAAUGAGGAUUAUUAGCUAUCACUGCAAUCAUUGAAAGUGAGUUUUGCAAAGAGCACAAAGGCAUCAAUCGAGUGGCACGAACCAAUUUGAUGUGGUAUUCUUUUGGACCCUAAACUUGUUAUUUUCUUAUUUUUUAUGUGUAAUGAAAACUUCUCUAACCCAUGUACUAAUUAUUUUAAUAGGAAAAGGAUGGAAGAGCAAUAUAUAAGCAAAAGAAUGGGAACAAGGCUUUUGCUUUUGAGCAUUAUUUUGACAUUCUUCGAGAUUGUCCAAAAUGGUAAUGCAAUCUUGAACUGCUUGUUAGUCCCAUUCCACCUAUGAGGCAAGGUUACCAAAGUUCUCCCACAGGUUUUGAUUCUCAAUCAUCUCCCGUGGAAGGCCUUGAUGACUUACUAGAUGAAGGAGCUACGCCUUUCGUGUUGACUCGCCUUAAACGACGCGACAAACAAAAGGAAGCUAAGAAGAAAGGUAAGGUAGUUGCUGAAUCGUCUGACAUUUACACUACUCAACUGCUGGAGUUUGGUAAUGAUAUGAGAGAGAGGCAAAAGUCGAGGAUGGAGUACGAAAACAGAAAAAUGAAUGUUCAAGAGAGAAGACUAGAGCAGGAGAAAGAGGAACGGGCAUACAAGAGGCAAGUGAGGGAGCGUGAAGCGAAAAAGUUGGUUGUUGAGAAGAAAGAGAGGGAAGCCAAAAUAAUUCAACAAAAUAUGGCUAUUCUAGAGAAGGAUUUGUCAAAGAUGACCCCAAGAAAGAAGAGAUUUUGGAGGCGUAACAAAAUGAUAUUUAUGGGUACGAUCAAGAUGAUCCCAACUCUUAUCCAAGUGAUGGCGGAGAUGGAGAUGCAAGUGGUGGAGGAGAUGGAAAUGAAAGUGGUCGAGGAGAUGGCGAUUACUUUCCUGUCACAUAUUUAUAAUUAGAACAAGGUCCUAUGUGUACUCUAUUGUCUUUGCUACUUUAAUGUGUUGUGUGUUCUCUUUACUGCUUUAAUGUGUUGUGUGUUCUCUUUCAACUUUGUUGUUUCCAUGUGUAAUAAAAACAAGUGUUAUUGAAACUUUGAACUAAUUACUCUUCACACUUUAUUGAAAAAUGAAAUACAAUCACACACUGAAACUUGAAAUACAAACUGUAACACCCUAACCCGGCCGGGCACUAAUUUUACUAAAAUGCCCUUGAUAAAUAAAAUAAUCAAAUCUUAAAUUGCAGCGGGAAAAAUUUUCAUAAAUAAAAUACUGAAAACACACACUUGUAGCUCAAAGCAAAGCCCUAACACGUGGGCAAAUUAAACUCAAACUUUAAAAUCUCAAUCUGAUCUCCAGUUUAUACUCAUGAUCAUAAAUGUAAAUAACUAAUAAUAUCUAAUGUUGUUGCUACCGAAACCUUGACCAAGCAUCCUCUGUGACGCUUAUACUGCCCUCCUCUAGCUGCCUGCCCUCGAAUUUGCUGCUCACUAAAUGCUCCUCUAGCUCUUCCUCUAGCUCUUCAAACUGGUGAGUUAGAUGGGGUCAGUCUACGCCCUUACGUUCAAAAUUCUUACUGUUUAGUACUUUACUUAAAACACCUACUUAAAUUUGUGGAAGUUGUUUGUACUUCCACUCUUAAAAUUUCUAACUCUUAAAACUGUAUGGGAGUUACUGUUACUCUCCAUUCGUAAAGCUCAAAUCUCGACUUAAAUACUUGACUGACACUGGGAUCCCUCACUAGCUAGUCCGGUUGCCAACUCAUACAUAUGAGAAGCCAUUCAGGCUUUCCUUAAACGUAAACUUAGUUAGGGAAGUCGUAACGAUUCAUCCCCUAACAUCUUAAACUUAUCGUGGUGGCACUUCACCAUGAUUCUCAAGAGCAUAAUUGUUGCUCAUCUUAAAAGUCUCAAGAGCAUAACUGCUGCUCUGUCUCAAAGAUCUCAAGAGCAUAACUGCUGCUCUAUCUGAAAAUCUCAAAUGGCAACGGACUCGCGCUAGUGACUAAAAACACUUAAAACGACUUCACCUUCUUUAAGGUGAGUUUCUUCUUAAAAAGGAGAACUUGGCUCCUAAACUUCAACUCAUAAAAGUAAAGCUUCAAAGUAACG
Messenger RNA from Linum trigynum, 3495 nucleotides. The record is from the annotation of a GenBank genome assembly. NCBI's taxonomy places the organism in Eukaryota, Viridiplantae, Streptophyta, Magnoliopsida, Malpighiales, Linaceae.